CCUUCUCCCCCUAAAAAAAAGUCUUUCCUUCUUCGAUCCCUCCCCACUCCCACCGGCUCCGAUGGACCCCGCACCGGCGCCACCGCCGCCGCUCGCGGCACAACUGGUCACCGGCGACGCGUCCUCGCCGGCGCUAUCCCACCUCCUCCGGUCCCUCGCUGCCGCCCGCAUCGUCGCCUUCGACGCUGAGUGGAAGCCACGCCGCCGUGCUCCUUCCGCCCCCAGCGACGACGCCUCGCCAGCUCCCCCUAAUCCGACGCAGUUGCCAACUGUUACGGUUCUCCAGCUGGCCUGCCGGGGAGAAGACGGGGGCAAUGAGGUGUUCGUCGUCGACCUCCUCGCCGUGCCGCUCGCCGACCUGUGGGCGCCGCUGAGGGAGCUGUUUGAGCGGCCCGGGGUGCUGAAGCUGGGGUUCCGGUUCAAGCAGGACCUCGCGUACCUCUCCGCCACCUUCACGGCCGCCCUCGGAUGCGACUCUGGAUUCAACAGGGUGGAGCCUUUCUUGGAUGUCACCAACGUUUAUCACUACCUCAAGGGGCAUGACAUGCAAAAGAGACUUCCAAAGGAGACCAAGAGUUUGGCUUCAAUAUGCGAGGAACUGCUGAAUGUCUCUUUAUCCAAGGAACUCCAAUGUAGCGAUUGGUCAUGCCGACCCUUGAGCGAAGGGCAAAUACAAUAUGCUGCAUCAGAUGCCUACUACUUGCUAUAUAUAUUUGAUUUGUUCCAUCAGAAGGUCAGCAUUGAAGAAAAAUGUUCACCGACAGCUGAAGCUUCAGAUGAACAUUGCUCACAAAGGGCAAGUGAAUGUUCAUCGUCAGGAAAUGACAUUUACUUUGAUGGGUAUUCGACAUCCAUCAUCACGAAGUACAGUGACAGGAUUUUGUUGACAGAGUCAGAUACAAAAGCCCGUUCCUCAAGACGAAAAGAAAAGCAAAAGCUGUCGAGUGAUGCCAAGUGCAAAGAGAAGUUUGAUUACAAUACUGAAUGGAUGGGUCCCCCUCCAUGGGAUCCUUCUGUUGGUGGAGAUGGAUACCCAAAGUUUCUGUGUGAUGUGAUGAUUGAGGGUCUAGCUAAGCACUUGAGAUGUGUUGGACUAGAUGCCGCCACUCCAUCUUGUAGGAAACCUCAACCAAGGGAAUUAUUAGAUCAAAUCUACAAGGAAGGAAGAAUAUUACUAACAAGAGAUGCCAAGCUCAUAAAGUAUCAGUAUUUGGCGACUAAUCAAGUAUACAGAGUGAAAAGCCUGCUCAAACAUGAUCAACUGGCUGAGGUGAUUGACACCUUCCAGUUAAAGAUCUCUGAGGACCGAUUAAUGUCGAGAUGUACAAAGUGCAACGGAAGUUUCAUUCAGAAACCAUUAACGCUCGAGGAAGCCAUAGAAGCCUCCAAAGGUUUUCAGGUCAUCCCCUCAUGCCUUUUCAACCGAAAUAUGGAGUUCUGGAAGUGCACUGACUGCAACCAACUCUACUGGGAGGGAACUCAGUACCACAACGCAGUUCAAAAAUUCAUGUCAGUCUGCAACAUUAGUGAGUGAGCAUUGCAGCAUUUCAUUCUCAAGACGCUCAUGUUGUUUUGUAUGUGAAAUUCAACAUGUAGUAGGAAACUGCUCUUUCAAUAAUGUCACCAUCUAUGCCUUCGGACAAAUCCCAGUCGCAAUUUUACUUUAUGAUGUACAGUCUACAGUAUUUCAUAUGGUAGUACUCCCUCCGUCCGAAAAAGCUAAGCUUGUCCCUCAAAUGGAUGUAUUUAGCACCAAGUUAGUGCUAGAUACAUCCAUUUGAGGGACAAGCUUUUUCGGACAAGCUUUUUCGGACGGAGGGAGUAACACAUAUGCAAAUCGUAUGGUAGUAACACAUAUACAUUGAUUACCGACAA
Messenger RNA from Triticum dicoccoides, 1875 nucleotides. Its product is annotated as exonuclease mut-7 homolog. NCBI's taxonomy places the organism in Eukaryota, Viridiplantae, Streptophyta, Magnoliopsida, Poales, Poaceae. The record is from RefSeq and is a predicted model, not a curated record. Gene Ontology annotation, molecular function: 3'-5' exonuclease activity; nucleic acid binding. The coding region runs from base 62 to 1534 and encodes 490 amino acids. The transcript has 8 exons. Gene Ontology annotation, biological process: nucleobase-containing compound metabolic process.